Messenger RNA from Musca domestica (house fly), 2060 nucleotides. RefSeq names its product triple functional domain protein. Gene Ontology annotation, cellular component: cytoplasm. Gene Ontology annotation, biological process: axon guidance. Bases 298 to 2037 code for a protein of 579 amino acids. The transcript has 7 exons. NCBI's taxonomy places the organism in Eukaryota, Metazoa, Arthropoda, Insecta, Diptera, Muscidae. Gene Ontology annotation, molecular function: guanyl-nucleotide exchange factor activity. The record is from RefSeq and is a predicted model, not a curated record.
UUCCGGUUGAGAGAUAUAAUAUGGCGCGGGUGUUAAAAAAUUAAUAGAAAAAAUAACAAAAAUUCUGUUGAUAAUCAAAUAUUCAAAUUGCAAAAAAAAAGAGAAUAUAAUAAAAAUUGUUGUUAAUGGCAAAAUAUCAUAAAAUUAUUUUAAAUGCCAGCGACAAUAGAAAUGAUAAUAUGAUUUGAUAAAAUUAAAAUUGAAUAGAAUUUUUAUAAUAAAAAAAUUUCAAAUAAAAGAAUAAAAAAUAAUAAUCCAUUUUCAAAGAUAACGUCAAAGAAACGCAACGACAAUAAAAUGUUUUACGGUUUGGUGAAUGUGACUUAUUUCGAUUUGGUCACCGUCGGUUUUACCUUUGCGGUUUUGAUUGCGGUGCAAAUUUUGAAUGCCCUGUGGGCUUUAAAGGAUAAGGGCAGUGUCGAUUGUACGGAUAACUGUGCCUCCGUCGUGGGUGAUGACAAUUUCAGGAAAUUAUUAAAAAUAAAUGAAAACGGGACAGAGGUCGCUGAGAAGACCCCUCCUAUUUUGCAUAAAAGAUCGCCAUCAUCGCCAGUGACAACAGCAACAAGCGCGACAUCGCCGGCUGCCACCCCACCCCCAACAACAAAAAAUGGCAAAUUACAAAAGCAACAAAGUGAACAAUGUGAAAACGUUUCAUGUUUUUCGUCUUCGUCUUCAUCAUCAACGCAGUUGCCAUCGUCUUCGUCCCCGACUUCCUCAUCGUCGUCGUCUUCGUCCACGUCGACGCCAUCAUCAUCAUCACAUACACCGCCAACAUUAUCAAUACGCCAUUCCAUGGGAAAUCUCUUCAAUGGCAACACCGGAUAUUCACUGCCCAACUUUGCCACGGCCAUCACGUCCUGUUACCCCGAUAACUUGAGUGAUGAAUAUCACGAAGAUGAGGAUACCAUAUCGUUGGAGAACCUUCUGCCCUGUGAUCACACUGAAAUCUAUUCGUCGAAUAAAAUCAGCUACAUCAUCGAUGAGCUACUCCAAACGGAGGGCAACUACAUCAACAAUCUGAAGAAGGGCCUUCAAAACUAUGGCAACUUGGAUAAAUACGACAAGUUGCCUGAAUCGCUGCGCGGUGAAGAUAAGAAACAACAAUUGCUGGGCAAUAUUAAAGAGAUCUUGGAUUUGCACGAGAAACAAAUACUGCCGCUGAUGCUGGGCAAUCAGCGGGAUUUGAAGACAAUGUUUGAUGAGAUGACAUCAUAUAUCGAUAAAAAUCAAUUUUAUUGCUACGUUACGUUUACGAUGCAUAAACAGACAUCAAUGCAGUUACGCAAGGAUAAUCGCGAGUGGUUUCAGAACUAUCAAAAUGAAAUCAACGAUCGUCUGGGCAUUGAUAGUUUUCUGGUACAACCCAUACAAAGACUGACUAGAUACCCACUCUUACUGUCACAAUUUAUUUCGGAAUUCUAUAAAAGUGGUAUAAACUGUAAGCCCGUAUUGGUAUCGGUGUGUAAAUUGGAGACACGCUUGCGCCGACUACUCGAGGUGGUUAAUCAAUCUGAAGAAGUGCUAAGCAUUGAGGAAUUGCCAACAGAGUUCACCAUCGACCACUUUGGUGCCUUUCGCCGUUCCACCGAAUUCGAGGCCUACAGCUGUCGUUCCCGCAAAAAGUUCAAAGCCAAAGUCUUUCUGUUCGAUCAGUACUUGGUUUGUGUUGAAAUACGCAAACGCCGUCUGGCCUAUCGCAAUCACUAUUCGUGGGGUAGCAUAGAAUUGAAAUUGAAUUCUUCGAAAAGUGUAUCACUUCUAAUGAAAUCAACACAUGGAGCUGGCUCCAGCAAUCAUAGCCUCUCAUCGGCCGGCAGUGGUAGUGGUAAAAGUUCCCGUGAUAAUUCCAUUAAAGAGGAAUAUGAAUUCUCAGCACCGGAAGCGAUAUCGGUGACACAGUGGUUGCGCUGUGCCCGCAAAAUCUUCGAAAAUGCCCGCAUCGAAGAGUCACAGAGGGGGAAAUUCUCAUUGCCCAUGGAUUUGGUGUUGGGCGCCGUUUUUGCCAUUUGGUUAAUUUGGCAUUAUUUGUAUUAAUUUUAGUUUUUUUUAUUUAAAUU